AUGGGUGAGGCAAUGAAAGGAAAUCGUGCAAGAGUUUCAGGAAAUCGUGCAAGAGUCUCUGAGGUCAUGGGAGUUUCAAUUGAUGAUUCUUUGGAAGGAGAUGAGGAAGAGCAAGAGACCUUGACGAGAUCGCUGGUGAAUGCUCCAUCUGGUGCGGUGGCAGCACCAGUAGCAAAGAACAAGGUGGUGCAAGUUGAGGCGGCCGGAGCUUGGGACGGUGGGAGAAUAUUUAGUGAUCUUCAGGCAAGGCUGGAUAACCUUCGAAAAAAGUGA
Molecule: messenger RNA, 273 nt
Organism: Eruca vesicaria subsp. sativa (arugula)
Lineage: Eukaryota; Viridiplantae; Streptophyta; Magnoliopsida; Brassicales; Brassicaceae
Source: the annotation of a GenBank genome assembly